Molecule: messenger RNA, 6843 nt
Organism: Tupaia belangeri chinensis (Chinese tree shrew)
Lineage: Eukaryota; Metazoa; Chordata; Mammalia; Scandentia; Tupaiidae
Gene: PPL
Product: periplakin
Exons: 23
Coding region: 30-5300 (1756 amino acids)
Biological process (GO): wound healing; intermediate filament cytoskeleton organization
Cellular component (GO): membrane; intermediate filament; cytoskeleton
Molecular function (GO): cadherin binding; structural molecule activity
Source: RefSeq, a predicted model, not a curated record
CGCGCCCCCCGAGUCCCCCGAGCGCCACCAUGAACUCGCUCUUCAAGAAGAGAAACAAAGGCAAAUACAGCCCCACGGUGCAGACUCGGAGCAUCUCUAGCAAGGAGCUCUCGGAGCUGAUCGAGCAACUGCAGAAGAAUGCUGACCAGGUGGAGAAGAACAUCGUGGACACGGAGGCCAAAAUGCAGAGUGACGUGGCCCGGCUGCAGGAGGGCCGGCAGCCCGAGCACCGGGAUGUGGCCCUGCAGAAGGUGUCGGACUCGGAGAAGCUGCUGUACGUGCUAGAGGCAGACGCAGCCAUCGCCAAGCACAUGAGACACCCUCAGGGGGACAUGAUUGCCGAGGACAUCCGUCAGCUGAAGGAGCGCGUGACCAACCUGCGUGGGAAACACAGGAAGAUCUACAGCCUGGCAGUGAAGGAGGCCGACCCGCAGGUCAACUGGGCAGCGCUGGUGGACGAGAAGCUGGACACAUUGAGUGGCCAGAGCUUCGGGACAGACCUGCCACUGGUGGACCACCAGGUGGAGCAGCACAACAUCUUCCACAAUGAAGUCAAGGCCAUCGGGGCCCACCUGGCCAAGGACGCCGACAAGGAGCAGAACCGUGAACUCCAGGCCAAGUACCAGAAACUGCUGGCAGCAUCGCAGGCGCGCCAGCAACACCUGAGUUCGCUGCAGGACUACAUGCAGCGCUGCACCAACGAGCUGUACUGGCUGGACCAGCAGGCCAAGGGCCGCAUACAGUAUGACUGGAGCGACCGCAACCUCGACUACCCCAGUCGCCGGCGCCAAUAUGAGAAUUUUAUCAACCGGAACCUGGAGGCCAAAGAGGAGAGAAUUAACAAGUUGCACAGCGAGGGCGACCAGCUGCUCGCAGCGGAUCAUCCUGGGAGGAACUCCAUUGAGGCACACAUGGAGGCUGUGCACGCAGACUGGAAGGAGUACCUGAACCUGCUCAUCUGUGAGGAGAGCCACCUGAAGUUCAUGGAGGACUACCACCAGUUCCACAAAGACGUGAAGGAUGCGCAGGAGCUGCUGCACAAAGUGGACUCGGACCUGGACCAGAAGUACAGCCCGGACUUCAAGGACCGCUACCAGAUCGAGCUGCUGCUGCGGGAGCUGGACGAACAGGAGAAGGCCCUGGACAAGUACGAGGAUGUGGUACGCAGGCUGCAGAAGCGGGGGCAGCAGGUGGUGCCCCUCAAGUACCGCCGGGAGACGCCGCUCAAGCCCAUCCCCGUGGAGGCACUCUGCGACUUUGAGGGUGAUCAGGGCCUGCUCUCACGGGGCUACAGCUACACCCUGCAGAAGAACAACGGGGAGAGCUGGGAGCUGACAGACAGCGCCGGGAACAAGCUCACCGCUCCCGCCGUCUGCUUCUUGAUCCCUCCCACUGACCCUGAGGCCCUGGCUCUGGCUGACAGCCUGGGCAGCCAGUACCGGAGCGUGCGGCAGAAGGCUGCUGGGAGCCAGCGUGCACUCCAGCAGCGGCACGAGAUACUGAAGACAGAGACCCCUGGAGAUGCCUCUGACCUGCAGGGCCGGCAGCUGCUGGCCAGUUUGGACAGGGUGGCCAGUGACCUGGACCGGCAAGAGAAGGCCAUCACUGGGAUCCUGCGGCCCCCGCUAGAGCAAGGCAGGGCCGUGCAGGACAGCGCCGAGCGGGCAAAGGACCUCAAGAACAUCACCAACGAGCUGCUGCGGAUCGAGCCCGAGAAGGCGCAGAGAACGGCCGAGUGCGAAGCCUUCAUCCGAGCUCUCCCGAGUAGCGGCACGGCGCCCCUGCUGAGGACCCGCGUGGAGGACAUCAACCAGAAAUAUGAGCGCCUGGGGCAGCUGCUGGCCUCGGCCCAGGAGAAGAUCGACGUGGCCAAUCGCCUGGAAAAGAGCCUGCAGCAGGGCCGGGAGCUGCUGGCCGCGCACGAGAACCAGCUGACCCAGGAGGACACGGUGCCGGAGGGUAGCCGCGCCCUGGACAGUAAGCGGCAGAAGCUGGUGGCCCUAGCCUCCGAGCUGCAGGCCCAGAGGUCCCUCCUGAGCGAGGUGGAGCAGAACUUGCAGGCGGCCAAGCAGUGCUCAAGCUCACUGGCCAGCCGCUUCCAGGAGCACUGCCCUGACCUGGAGCGCCAGGAGGCCGAGGCGCACAAGCUGAGCCAGCGCUUCGACAGCCUGUGCCAGCAGGUGGAGCGCAGGGCGCAGAGCCUGCAGAGCGCCAGGGCCGCCUACGAUGACUACCGCAGCGGCUACGAUCAGGCGCUCCAGUUCCUGUCCAGCAUCCCCAGCUACGAGCCGCAGGAGACAGACAGCCACAGCCAGAUGGAGACCAAGCUGAAGAAUCAGAAGAACCUGCUAGACGAGAUAGCAAGUAGAGAACAGGAAGUACGGAAGGUCUACACCGAUUCCCAGCAGUACCAGCAGGCUGUAAAGGACUAUGAGCUGGAAGCAGAGAAACUGAGGUCCCUUCUUGACUUGGAGAAUGGAAGGAACAGCUCCACGAGCAAGAGAGCUAGGCUCCAGUCUCCUGCUGCCAAAGUGAAGGACGAGGAAGCGGCUCUUGCUGCCAAGUUCACGGAAGUUAACGCCAUCAACAGACAGAGGCUACAGAACCUGGAGUUUGCUCUGAAUCUCUUGAGACAGCAGCCAGAAGUGGAGAUGACCCAUGAGACCCUGCAAGGGAGCAAGUCAGGCUCCGGAAGAGAGGAGACGUGGAAGAUCAAGAAGGAACUGGAUGAGGAGACUGAGCGGAGGCAGCAGCUGGAGACUGAGGUCAAGAGUGCGCAGGAGGAGAUCCGGACGCUGCAAAACCGGCGGCCUCAGGAAUCCGUGGUGAAGAAGGAGGUGCUCAAGAAGGUGCCAGACCCUGCCUUGGAGGAGAGCUUCCAGCAGUUGCAGCGGACCCUGGCGGAGGAGCAGCACAAAAACCAGCUGCUGCAGGAGGAGCUGGAGGCUCUGCAGCUGAGGCUGCGUGCCCUGGAACAGGCGGCUAGGAACGGGGGGCAGGAGUAUGUGGUCAAGGAGGUCCUGCGCAUCGAGCCCGACCGCGCCCAGGAGGAUGAGGUCUUGCAGCUGCGGGAGGAACUGGAGGCGCUGAGGAGGCAGAAGGGUGCCCGCGAGGCAGAGGUGCUGCUGCUGCAGCAGCGCCUGGUCACCCUGGCUGAGGAGAAGAACCGGGCAUGGGAGAAGGUCACUGAGAGGGAGGUAGUGAAGCUGCAGAAUGACCCCCAGCUGGAGGCAGAGUACCGGCAGCUGCAAGAGGAGCACCAGCGGGAGGGUGCCCUCAGGGAGAAGCAAGAAGAGGAGCUAAGCUUCCUCCAGGACAAGCUCAAGAGGCUGGAGAAGGAGCGGGCCAUGGCCGAGGGCAAAAUCACUGUAAAGGAGGUGCUCAAGGUGGAGAAGGACAUGGCGGUCGAGAGGGAGGUCAGUGACCUCACCCGCCAGUACGAGGACGAGGCCGCCAGGGCUCGAGCCAGUCAGAGGGAGAAGACUGAGCUGCUCAGGAAGAUAUGGGCCUUGGAGGAGGAAAAUGCCAAAGUGGUGGUGCAGGAGAAAGUCCGGGAGAUCGUGCGGCCCGACCCCAAGGCGGAGAGCGAAGUGGCCAACCUCCGCCUGGAGCUCGUGGAGCAGGAGCGGAAGUACAGGGGUGUGGAGGAGCAGCUGAAGAGCUACCAGAGCGAGCUGGAGGCCCUCAGGAGCCGGGGCCCACAGGUGGAAGUCAAGGAGGUGACCAAAGAGGUCAUUAAGUACAAGACGGAUCCCAAGAUGGAGAAGGAGCUUCAGCGGCUCCGGGAGGAGAUCGUCGACAAGACCAGACUGAUCGAAAGGUGUGACUUAGAGAUCUAUCAGCUGAAGCAGGAGAUCCAGUCCCUGAAAGACACCAAACCCCAAGUCCAAACCAAAGAGGUGGUCCAGGAGAUCCUCCAAUUCCAGGAAGAUCCCCAGACCAAGAAGGAAGUGGAGUCUCUGAGGGUGAAACUAUCAGAAGAACAGAAGAAGCAGGUGGAUCUGGACAGGGAGAGGACUUCCCAGGAGGAGAAGAUCAGACAGAAGGAGGAGGAGCUCUCCCAGGUGAAGGAGAGGGUGGUACAUCAGGAGGUGGUCAGGUUCGAGGAGGAGCCAGGCCUGAGGGCCGAGGUGAGCGCAUUCACCGAGAGCAUCGACGUGGAGCUCCGGCAGAUUGACAGUCUGCGUGCAGAGCUGCGGGGGCUGCAGCGCAGGCGCGGGGAGCUGGAGCGGCAGCUGGAGGAGUUGGAGCGUGAGCGGCAGGCGCGCAGGGAGGCCGAGCGGGAGGUGCAGCGCCUGCAGCAGCGGCUGGCUGCGCUGGAGCAGGAGGAGGCAGAGGCCAGGGAGAAGGUGACCCGCAAGCAGAAGGUGGUCCUGCAACAGGACCCCCAGCAGGCCAGAGACCACGCUCUGCUCCGACUCCAGCUAGAGGAGGAGCAGCACCGGCGGCAGCUCCUGGAGGGUGAGCUGGAGACCCUGAGGAAGAAGCUGGCUGCCCUGGAGAAGGCCGAGGUUAAGGAGAAGGUGGUCUUCUCCGAGAGCAUCCAGGUGGAGAAAGGUGACACCGAGCAAGAGAUCCAGAAGCUCAAGAGCAGCCUGGAGGAGGAGAGCCAGAGCAAGAGAGAGCUAGAUGCUGAGGUAAACCAGCUGGAAGCUAAGCUCUCGGACCUGGAAUUCCGCAACUCCAAGUCAUCCAAGGAGCUGGAUUUCCUGAGGGAAGAGAACCAUAAACUGCAGCUGGAACGGCAAAACCUGCAGCUCGAGACCCGAAGGCUCCAGUCAGAAAUUGAGACGGCAGGGAUGGAGACCCGCGACUUUAGGAACAUGACCACGGUGGACCCUGGGACCAACCUCGACUCCAGGCUGCGGUCCCUGGAGAGGGAACUGGACGACCUCAGGAGGCUCUCUAAGGACAAAGACCUCGAGAUUGAUGAGCUGCAGAAGCGCCUGGGCUCCGUGGCCGUCAAGCGAGAGCAGAGGGAGAACCAUCUGCGGCGCUCCAUCGUGGUCAUCGACCCCGACACAGGCCGGGAGCUGUCCCCGGAGGAAGCCCACCGGGCUGGGCUCAUCGACUGGAACAUGUUCGUGAAACUCCGGAGCCAGGAGUGUGACUGGGAAGAGAUAUCAGUGAAGGGUCCCAGCGGGGAGUCUUCAGUGAUACAUGACAGGAAGUCCGGCAAAAAGUUCUCCAUUGAAGAGGCCCUGCAGAGCGGCAGGCUGACCCCUGCUCAGUACGACCGCUACGUCAACAAGGACAUGUCAAUUCAGGAGCUGGCAGUCCUGGUGUCUGGGCAGAAGUAGGUACAACCUUCCCAAGGGUCUCUUAGAGGCCGAUGGCUGGUUGGCAAUGACCUCAAUGACCUCCUGGGUGCCGUCUUCCCUUCUCUCUGGCCCUGUGCAAGCCCAGCAUUUUGUCCAUGCCCUCGCUGGCAGGCUGCUCAAAGUGCAGCUCACGUAGGCACUGGAUAGCCACUGGCUGAAAACGAGCGUCUCUCAUCUCAACCCUCCUGUGACCUGGAUGGAUGACCUUCCACCGCUGAUGACCACGCCUCUCUCCCCGCUUUCCUACGUACUCCCACCAAGACUCCUCGUGUGAUGCCUGGAAAUGAUCUGAAAACUACCCAAGCACAAGGUGACUUGGCACACAGGUCCACUCAAUGCAGCACUGACCUCAGCUUACCAGAAAGCAAGACUUGGGCAAGGCCUCCUUCCCACCUGGAGGUCGAAGGCCAGGGCCCUGGGGGCUGCCGCCCUGGGCUCACACCUCCAAGUUCCUGGAUGAAAACCAACUUUCUGUCAGAGAGGCCACCUCAGUCCUUUCUCCACUCACGAGACAGAGCUGGGCUCGGGCCAGAAAAGGCACACAGAGCCAGAAGAGCAUCCAGCCCCACCUGCUGGGGUGGAUGCUGACCAUCGGCCAGACUGUCCCAGGAAGAGGCACCACCGGAGUUCUUCAUGCUCUGAGGUUCAGACACUCAUGGGGGCUGUGGCUGUCAGCCUUAGUCCCAGCACCUUAUCUUGCUCCUAUCUCAUUGGUAUGCAGGUAUAUGAAGCAGUUGGUUACGCACCAAAUGGAUUUGUUUCUCUGUAUCGCAUAUAUUACGUAAGAAAAUGGGAAUAGGGGACUUUAUUUAUCACGUGAAAAUAAAAACCUGGUGGCUUGAUUCUAAUUUCCUGGCAAGCAUGUUUCUUCCUUUGCAUGUGAUGUUCAUUCCCCCUACCGCUUUCGGCCAAAAUGGAUACUCCACCUAUACCAGCUCCUCCAGGGGAGCAAGUACUUGCAAAUACGUAGAGAAUGAGAAAAAAAAGUUUUGGAAACCUUGAAACAAUUUAUUGAGUUGCUUUAUACAAGAUUAACAAUUUCCACACCAUCCCUAACACCAACACAGUGGCUGCACAAAAAGCUGCAGCCCCUCUCACACCUAAGAAACGGCCACGCCCAGGAAGUGCUCAUACAUUGGCAGCCCAAGGAGCCCCAGGCCCCAGGCCCCAGGCCCAGCUCCGCCCCACCCCUCUGCAGGCAGCAAGGCCAGAUCUGCCUUCCAUGGCUGUUUAAGUCAUUCACUCUUUCGUUACCACAAAUAAAGCAUAAACAAGAAAAAGAAAUCUCAUAAACUCCCCAUCAAAGAAACGUUUCCCUGAGGCAAGAGGCAUCACUAGAUUCCUAAAAAUGAGGGCGUUCUGCUCCAGCUGCACACUCAGUGGAAAUGGGAGGUGGGAACGCAGGGUGGGGAGGUGGUGGCAGAGGUGGGGUUGGGGCCGGUGGUCAUGGGCAGAGAAGCCUAGAGGAUUCCCACUGCUUAGCCUUCACUGACGGCCUCUGCUCCGUGUUGAGCUCAGCAAU